AUGUCUGACGGUAUAAUAAUAAGGAAACAAGAUUUAGAAACACUCCUAGGAUCAAUCAGGUCCCAGUUCAUAACACCAUAUAAAGAUAACAUUGAAGCUAUACACGCGAUUAGUAGUACUACUAAAUUGGUCGAUUCUUCACCAUUAAUUGAAUUAUCUAAAUUAUCGAAGAUUAUUAAAGCUCAAAGUACCAAGAUUGGUAUUAUAGUACAACCUGAAAAAAUUAUAGAAUCAAAUUUAACGGCGAUUUACAAAGAAUAUAAAAACUUGGUGGAAUCAAUUUUUUACUUAUUAAGUUUAUUACCAUUAUUUUAUAAUGAUAAACAUGAUACAUAUGCUAAAUUCUUCUUGAAGAAAUUGGAUGAACCAUUAUUGUCAUUAAUUAAUGCAUUAACGUUGUUGGUGGACGAAACUGAAAUAAACUUAAAGAAGGAACAGAAUUCUAAUGAUACUGAGGUUGUGGAUAAGAAUAGAUUAAUUUCCAUCGGUAUGAUCUGGUCAGUUUGUGAUACAUUAGAUGAUCUCUCUAAGAAAGGUAACUUUGGAUUACUAGGUGAUUAUAUAAAGAGCAGUUCAAAUUUAGUAGAUGAUGUUUUGAACGAUAUUGAUGAGUGGUUUGAAGCUCCUGAAUUAGGCAAUGACGAUGCAUUUUUUCUUGACGACGAAAGUGAUUCUGAGGAGGAGCAAGAAGUCAAAGGAGAUAAAGAUGAUAAGGAAAAAGAAGAUGCACUAGAAAGAAUGAAGGUAUUCCUAAAGGAAUGGCAAACUAAUUUAAAAAUGAUAAAAUUAUUAUUGACCUCAUUUAAUAAAUCUAUAUCGAUGGAUACACAUAAAUCUAAAGAAAACAAUGCUGGUAUGUUAGAUAAGUUCCAAGAACUUCAUUUAGAGUUAGGGAAGAAAAUCGAUGAUUUUAUUUCCGAUAUAUUCAUGAGCGAUUCUAGCUUUCAAGCGGAAAAUUUCGACGACACUAUCCAACUACUAAACAGCGAUCUAACUAAGAUGGUCUCCAUCAUUAAAAAGUUAAGUAAAAAUGAUGCCAAGAAAUCUAAAUGGAUUGAAGUAUGGGACACCAAAUAUUUCAAGAAAUAA
Molecule: messenger RNA, 1089 nt
Organism: Naumovozyma dairenensis CBS 421
Lineage: Eukaryota; Fungi; Ascomycota; Saccharomycetes; Saccharomycetales; Saccharomycetaceae
Exons: 1
Coding region: 1-1089 (362 amino acids)
Biological process (GO): regulation of cell cycle
Cellular component (GO): nucleus
Source: RefSeq, a predicted model, not a curated record